AUAAAUGAGCUAUAUGUAUAAGUAUGGGGUUUCCUAGAGUAGAGGAAAUAGCAAAUAUUACAACUUUACAGAGUAUCACAGUCACAGAGAAACAUCAAGAUUGAAGAGAGUGAGAGAGUUGGAAGAAGAAGUGCCAAAUGGGAAGAAGCCCUUGUUGUGCUAAGGAGGGGUUGAAUAGAGGUGCUUGGACAGCUCAAGAAGAUAAAAUUCUCAAAGAAUACAUUAGAAUCCAUGGUGAAGGCAAAUGGAGGAACCUUCCGAAAAGAGCAGGUUUGAAAAGAUGUGGGAAGAGCUGCAGGCUUCGCUGGUUGAAUUAUCUUAGACCAGACAUUAAGAGAGGUAACAUAUCACCGGAUGAAGAAGAACUCAUCAUUAGGCUUCACAAGCUCUUGGGAAACAGAUGGUCUCUAAUAGCUGGGAGGCUUCCAGGGCGAACAGACAAUGAAAUAAAGAACUAUUGGAACACCAAUUUAGGAAAAAGAGUUGGUGACCCUCAAUGCCCUGCUCUAACUCCUAAGCAUUCUUAUGAAAAUAAAUCGAAGCAAACAUCAAAGCAGAGCAAUUUAUCCACGCAUGUGAUCCGGACCAAAGCAAUUAGAUGUUCUAAGGUAUUUCUCACACCACAGCCGCCAAGCCAAUAUGAACAUUAUUUUAGCUCCAUGGAGUUGGAGACAGUUGGGACAGGACACCAAAUAUUGGAUAUUGGUCAACUUUCCACAAAUAAUAAGCUUGUGGAAUCCGAUACAUAUGAAGAUAAUAAUCAUCUCAAUUCAUUGGAUUUCAUGAUGAAUUUCAACAUGGAGGAAGUUUGCUUGACGGGUCUUCUCAGCUCAGACUUUCCAGAUAUGUGGGACAUAACCAAUUAUUCCGAUAACGAUGCUAGAAGAAAUGAUUUAUCAUCUACUUCAGAACAACCUCUAAUUCUCUCUCAACAAUUGCCGCAAGAUUGGACUACUAGCGAUUGUGUUCAACUUCUACCCAAUGUAGCUACCAAUCUUCAGUCUUUGGCUUCACUUCUCGAUCCCGGAGAGGAAUGGCUGGCACAAUAAUUGAGUCAAAACUAUAUGUACAUGUUAAUAUUUUCAACUACAAGAUUGUAUAUCUUAUUUUUGUUUUUCAAACUUGUGCUGGUGUGGUCGCAUUAUCAAUAUAGUUAUCCUUUCAUUUUCCACUUUA
Molecule: messenger RNA, 1176 nt
Organism: Quercus robur (English oak)
Lineage: Eukaryota; Viridiplantae; Streptophyta; Magnoliopsida; Fagales; Fagaceae
Product: transcription factor MYB1-like
Exons: 3
Coding region: 138-1049 (303 amino acids)
Source: RefSeq, a predicted model, not a curated record